UGUCGUUUCGUGGCGUAUGGGGGGAUGCUCGUGCGCCCCGCGACCUGUGACACUGUUUUGGGAGCCGUAGUUGUCCCGGCGACGAUUCACCCUUAGCCUCGUUUCCGUUAAUUGAGUGAUCCAACAUAGGCGAUUACCACUACGACUACUCCAUCCAGUCACCAUAAGUCUUGGUCUGCUUGUUCGCUUGCUUGCACGUAACCCAUCCCCCCAAAGCUUCUCUCUCUCUCUCUCAAGAAGGUCGUCGAUGGGACCGAGCGCCGAACCUCGCGGUACACCGGUCGACCGAAACAAUUUGGACAGCAGGAACACUCCUAUCCUGCGACCGCACGAGGAUGAGGACUCGUUUCCAGUGCUUUGCGACAGGGAGCUGCACUCGCUGCACCGAAACGUCCCGGCGCUCAGGCGUCGCGACGUCGACACGGCCACCAUCAAGCAGCACUACUACCCCGAAGGCGGAUGGGGUUGGUUGGUGUGCGGGGCCGCAUUCCUGGCGCACCUGUUGACUUCCGGGCUGCAGUUGGCCUUCGGACUCCUCUACAUCUACACCAUCAAGUUCCUGGUCAAGAGGCAGCAGCAGCAACAGCAGCAAGAUUCUUCGCCUGCGGCCGCGACGUCCACUUCCCUCGACGGCGUCUCCAUCCACCACGAUUUCUACGUGAUGGCAACAGCUUGGAUGGGUGCCCUCUGCCUGUGCGUGUCCUUUGCUGCGUCGCCGAUAGUUGUAGCAGUUUGCAGAAGAAAAUCGACUAGAUUGGCGUCGGUGUUCGGUGGGCUGCUGUUGGCACUCGCCUGUCUCUUCACCUCUUUCGCGAUGCAAUUCCACCAGGCGGUGCUCAGCUACGGAGUGGUGCUGGGGGCGGGCGCCGGCAUCGUCCGAGAGACCUCCUCUCUGAUGUUGGGACAUUACUUCAAGAGACGCCGGGAAUUCGUCGAGAUGGUGGCGCAGGCUGGGACAGGCGUCGGCGUCGCACUCUUCUCCGUUCUCUACAAGGAGGCGGUCGGGAAAUUAGGCUGGAGGCUCGGUCUGCAGGCGGUUACCGGUCUUCUGUCGCUUGCCUUCUUCCUCCCCAUCGUCUACCGAUCAGCGAAUCUCUAUCAUCCGCAGCGAAGGGCCAUCACCCACCUAAAGAACCAACGAAAGAAGAUGAAGGAGAAGAAGACGCACGCGAAGGUCAAGAAGCCGCCGAUGUUUGAUUUCACGCCGCUCAAGAGUCGCGGAUUGCGCGUUCUCAUCCUAGCGAGCAGCUCGGCCGCGCUUGGCAUCUACGCACCGAUCUUCUAUCUGUCGUUUCAAGGCUACAGAGAGGGUUUGGAGGAUAGCGCUCUGGUGCUUCUUCAGACGUUCCUCGGUUUAGCAUCAGCGUUGGGCUGCGUGGGUUUCGGACUCGUUACCGUUAAGCCGAGUCGGCAGUGCCUCAUCUCGAGACAGUACCUGUGUCAAGCCGCUCUCGUCGGAAUCGGUCUCAGUCUGCUGGCUUUGAGCGCCGUCCAAGGUUACCACGGCUACGUCCUCUUCGUGUGGCUGUACGGCGUCUGCCUGGGCGGAUACAACUACUCGAUCAAGAUGUACACGCUGGAGAGGAUCAGGGCAAGGCACUACACCAAAGCGUGGAGCUUCAUCCAGGGUGCCCGUUCGAUCCCGGUGCUGAUCGGCGUCCCUAUCGCCGGAUACAUCAAUCAAACCCAUCCCAAGGCCGGCUACUACUUUAGCUUCGUCGCGUCUAUAGUCGGAGCGUGCUUGCUUUUCCUGGUCGGCACCAGGAAGGACCAACAGCUGCAGCAGCAGCAGCAACAGAGGCCUCCGUCUCCGUCUGCUCUUUCCGCCGGCGGCUUCCUCGACGAGUGCAACUGCCCGCUGGGAGCGGCCGCUCCUCCCUAUCAUCCCCAUCAUCUGGACCACAUCUCCUACAACUACUACAGACCCGUGAGCGUCGCCGGCAACCACCAUUACGAGCGUCUCUUCGCCACCUACGAACCGUCCUACGACAAGGGCGGCGGUUUGCACAGGCACGCCUCGUCUUCGUUUCGUCACCACAGGCCGGACCAUAGCAGCCGCAUCCAUCAGCAGUACCUGCCGAAGAGUCUAAGCUACGCAGCGAACAUCGAGUGUCCUCCGACCACCUACUACAUCCACGACUACCAGCAGCAACAGCAGCAGCAGCAGCAUCCGGCCUACAGGAAUCUGCUGAGACCGAGCAAGAGCGUACCCGAGGGUCUCGCGCGCACCGACUACUACUACCACCAUCACCACCACCGGAGGCCUCCAGCCGUACGCAACGUUCAGGUCAUCGAACAGAUCACAACGUCCGUUUGAAAACGGACGACGUAAUUAAUUAAACCCAUCAUUCUAGUCACAAAUCAUCCAACGCCACACAUCCUCUCGCAAUAAGUUUCGUGAUUGAAUUGAACGCCAAAAUUGCGAAUGCGAAACUACCCUUCCUCUCAUCAUCAUCAUCAUCAUCAUCAUCCACCCUAAAUCGCUCAACUAAUCAAUUAAUUACACUUCAACUUUGGAGUAAAUUCGUGCACAUCGUGCGCUCGUACCGCUCAAUUAUCAUCGCAUUACGUUCGCGAAUUUCACCAACUUUGCAAAAUUUCAUUAUUUUUCCAGAUCAUUUCUUUUAUUGUCUCAACUAUCGAGUUCCGCAAAUUCGUGCCAACGCAGCGAAUAUUGCAUAUAUAAUUAAUUCACUGCCAAUUAAUUUAUAAUCAACGCUUCCUGGUUCAUCGUCAGGCCGAGUCUGCAUUUUUUUUUUUGUUUUAAAUUAACUACUAUUCAUUAAAAAGAAGGAAAGAAAAAAUAACUCGGACCAGAGUUGCCAAAACUCUCUCGAAAUGAAAACACAAAAAA
Molecule: messenger RNA, 2854 nt
Organism: Nicrophorus vespilloides
Lineage: Eukaryota; Metazoa; Arthropoda; Insecta; Coleoptera; Silphidae
Product: monocarboxylate transporter 2-like
Exons: 7
Coding region: 248-2317 (689 amino acids)
Biological process (GO): transmembrane transport
Molecular function (GO): monocarboxylic acid transmembrane transporter activity
Source: RefSeq, a predicted model, not a curated record